CUGCAUUUGAUGGGGCUAUGGAGUAUGAUGGGGAGGAUGGACGUAGUCUUCUUGGAGAUGACUUUGAUGUCUUGUCUGACGGUAUGUUACUCCUCCUUUGCUUUGUGUUUGUGCCUGUCUUUUUUCUUUUUCGCCAUAUCUUGCUGUGCUUUUUUUGUUUGGCUUUUUUCUUUUAUAUCAAACCGUUAUUGGAUGUGAUAUCAAUUGCAUCAAUAGUUUUGUCUGACGAAGGAGUGAGUGGAUUCCACCACAGUCGAGGGUGUUUUCGUACCAUUGGUGCAUCCCGCUCAUUUGUUUUAGUGGCCGCACGUACAUAUCGCGGCGUACGACCGUACUUGGAUGGACGUCCUCAGCUGCUAAUGCACCCAAUACACUUCCAUUUCCUUGUAUUUUUAGUGGCGAUAGAAGUACAAGACAGCAAGAAGGAGAAACGUGCACGGGAAUUUCAGGAACGAC
Messenger RNA from Gamsiella multidivaricata, 456 nucleotides. RefSeq lists its product as uncharacterized. The transcript has a single exon. The record is from RefSeq and is a predicted model, not a curated record. Bases 10 to 198 code for a protein of 62 amino acids. Lineage: Eukaryota; Fungi; Mortierellomycota; Mortierellomycetes; Mortierellales; Mortierellaceae.